Molecule: messenger RNA, 3129 nt
Organism: Megalops cyprinoides (Indo-Pacific tarpon)
Lineage: Eukaryota; Metazoa; Chordata; Actinopteri; Elopiformes; Megalopidae
Gene: eefsec
Product: eukaryotic elongation factor, selenocysteine-tRNA-specific
Exons: 7
Coding region: 213-2030 (605 amino acids)
Biological process (GO): selenocysteine incorporation
Molecular function (GO): translation elongation factor activity; GTPase activity; GTP binding
Source: RefSeq, a predicted model, not a curated record
UUCGCAUAUGCAGCUCAUUCAGUUGGCAGGCUAACGUUACUGUUUUUAUUUGCUUAUAAUCUUUGUGUAUUGCUAAGGAUAAAUGGGUAAACCUGCCACUUAAGGCUGGUGAUUUAAAAUACAUUUGUAGAAUUAGCCAAUAUCUGUCAAUAAAGUAAAGUUCAGAGUCCAAACACCCAGGAAACCUGGAUUGCAUAUAUGCAGUGACAGAAAUGGCAGACUCUGGGAACAACCGCAAGACUCUGAACUUUAAUGUGGGGGUGCUGGGACAUGUCGACAGCGGGAAAACCUCGCUCGCCAGGGCGCUAAGCAGCACUGCGUCCACGGCUGCCUUUGACAAAAAUCCGCAGUCUAGAGAGAGGGGUAUCACGCUGGAUCUCGGCUUCUCCUCCUUCACCGUGGACCUUCCCGCACACCUGCAGGAGUGCGGGGACCGCAGCUACGACAGCCUGCAGUUCACGCUGGUGGACUGCCCUGGACAUGCAUCCCUCAUUCGCACAAUCAUUGGAGGCGCGCAGAUCAUCGACCUGAUGCUGCUGGUGGUGGACGUGGUGAAGGGCGUGCAGACGCAGACCGCCGAGUGCCUGCUGAUCGGCGAGCUGACCUGCCCCCGCAUGGUGGUCAUCCUCAACAAGACGGACCUGUUGCCCGCCGCCAAGAGGCAGGCCGCUAUCGACAAGAUGACCAAGAGGAUGCACAAGACCCUGGAGAACACCAGGUUCAAGGGCUGCCCCGUGAUCGCCGUGGCAGCCAAGCCCGGGGGUCCUGAGGCCCCGGACACAGAGCAGCCUCAGGGAGUGCCUGAACUCAUAGAGCUGCUGAAGGCCCAGACGUACCUCCCUUGCAGAGACCCCUCCGGGCCCCUGCUGAUGGCUGUGGACCACUGCUUCUCCAUCCGGGGUCAGGGCACAGUCAUGACAGGCACCAUACUGCAGGGGUCACUAUCCAUCAAUGACACGGUGGAGAUCCCUGCCUUGAAGGUGAACCGGAAAGUGAAGUCGGUGCAGAUGUUCAGGCAGCCCGUGAACUCGGCGAUGCAGGGGGACCGUGUCGGUGUAUGCGUGACCCAGUUCGACCCGAAGCUGCUGGAGCGGGGGCUGGUGUGCACCCCAGGGUCCCUGCGCACCCUCCACGCCGCCGUCAUCUCUGUUCGCAAGAUCGGCUACUUCCGCGGCACACUCGCCACUCGCAGCAAGCUCCACAUCACCGUGGGGCACGAGACGGUCAUGGCCCGGGUCUCUUUCUUCGGGCUCCCCCCCUCCGGCUCUCCCUCCGCAGCGGCCAGUAGUGAUGCACCCUCAGACCCCGGCUCCGCCCAGCCACCUGAUAACCCGGCCUCCAAAGAGACAAGCUACAUCCAACCCUUAUCUAACCUCACGCUCUUGGACAAAACUUUCUCCUUUGACAGGGAGUACUUCUACCAGGAGGAGUAUGUGAUUGGCCAGCCUGGGGCGGGGGAGGGGCCUGACCCAGAACAGUGGGCGCUGCUGGAGUUCGAAAGGCCUGUGACCUGCCCCAGCUUCUGCCUGGUGAUUGGUUCGAAGUUGGACACGGACAUCCAUGCCAACGCCUGCAGACUGGCGUUCCAGGGGCGUCUGCUAGAAGGAUUUGAGGAUAAGGGCUACACAGAGAGUGCCCUCCCCCGGCUCAAAGUGUUCAAGACCAAGCACAGGGAGGGCCAGGUGGAGAGGGUGACAGAUGACUAUACUGUUAUUGGCCGCAACCUGUUCAAGAAGGAGACCAACUUGCAGCUGUUUGUAGGGUUAAAGGUCAAGCUCUCGACAGGUGAAGAGGGGGUCAUCGAAGGUGGGUUUGGACAGAGCGGGAAGUUCAAGAUCCGAAUACCAGAGGGGCUGAGCGCAGAGACCAAGCAGCUCCUAUCCUCCUCCUCCAAGAAGAAAACAAAAGGCGGGAACAAGACGGAACCGGUCAAAGAGGAGGAGACCAAGACAGACUCCCAGCCAAUCGGCAUCCAGCUCAGCUUCAAGAGAUAUGUCUUCGACCCCCACAAGAAGAUGGUGCAGUCCUGACUUCAGGCUGUCGGUGUCAAAGAGACCAGGAGCGGUUGAGACUAUGUGACUUGAAUGGGGGAGGUGGCAGGAAAAUUGGCACAAGUGGAAACACUGCAGACAGAUGUGAUUGCCCUGCCAGGGGAAAACAAAAAUACAUCACCCUUUGUGUGAAUUAAUUAUUAGUCUUGAUUACUACAGAUUGGCUUUAAAUGCAGUUGGGGGUAAUUUCAGGAAUGUGCAGCUGAAAGGGUAUGAUAGGUUUCCGCAUUCUCCCCAAAAAAUCUAGGAACCAACAAACUGAUUUCUGUAACUUUCCCCGUGCUCUGAGGUCAUAGCUGGGGCGAGCUAGCAAAAAUGCAUUUAGCUGAUAUGCUAAAUUUUCCAGUUAUUCUUGAGCACAAAGUUUGCCAACACAAUAGUCCAUAUCAUAUUGCAUUAACCAGUUCUGAUGUGGUAUGUACCACGUUUGCCUUUUGGAAAAAGAAGUCCGCUUUUAGUUUUUAAAUUUUAUCAGGGCAAAUUUCCACACAAUCGUGUCCCCAUCCCCUCUUCCCAGUCACAAUCUGGAGAUAACUGGCAGGCUGUCUCAUCAAACCCAGGUCACAUUCACUUCCUACUUUCUUUGUUAAGGUUAAAGUUCAGCCAUCUUUUGCAUCCAUUAGCUUUCCAAAUAUGUUUUCAAUUUUCCAUUUUUCUGGAAUUUUCUUUUUUGGCCUUCAUGCAUCAGCACAUUUGGACUUGAUUACAGGAGAACUGUAAAAGGAUUUGCUGGGAAGAAUCACUGGGUCCUUUCAUUUUGCUCCGUAUACAGACCUGAGUCUCACAGCCUAACUUAAUGAACAGCUGCUAAAUGUCUGGAAUAAUCUCACUGUGAUAACCUCACCUGUGGAUUGGUAUAAUUGUGGUUGACGCUUAACGAUGUGUGGAUGAGUGAUACGGCCGUGAUGGACGGGACAUCGUGCGGGGUGAUGAUAUUGCGAAUGACACCUGGCAGUGUGCAGUGAUUGAUACCUGAAGAUGCAGAGUGAUGUAACAGUGAUUGACAUAUAAAGAUAUGCAGAGUGGUUUUAUUGUAACUGGUAUAUUAUAAUGCGCACAGAAAUGUGAUUGGCUGGAU